Messenger RNA from Strongyloides ratti, 1446 nucleotides. RefSeq names its product SH3 domain-containing protein. Gene Ontology annotation, molecular function: protein binding. Lineage: Eukaryota; Metazoa; Nematoda; Chromadorea; Rhabditida; Strongyloididae. The record is from RefSeq and is a predicted model, not a curated record. Bases 1 to 1446 code for a protein of 481 amino acids. The transcript has 3 exons.
AUGGCAUCUCAUAUUAAAAUAAAUAACGAUCCAAAAUACAAGAUUGUUAAAAAUAUUCAACAACAAUUAGAAGAAAAAUUUUAUCCUCAACUUUUAUCACUUACUAGUGCAGGAGAGAAAUGGUUAAAAACAAUUGAAGAAAUGAAUACUGCAACUAAAGGUUAUCUAUCAACACUCAAUGAAUUUUCUAAAACUAGCCCAGAUAAUUGUGAUGAUGCAAAAAUCUCAUCUAAUCAAACAAAAGAAAUUGCAAGAAAUUUUGAUCUUGUUUUAAAAGAAUACACUGAAAGCAUUGAGUGUAUCAAAAAAUUUGUUUCUAAACUUCAAGCACAAUCUAAGAGAGAAAAAGGUCAUAUAGCAACAAUGAAAGAAACAUUUGAUCAACAGGUUAAAAAAAAGAAUGCUUUAUUGAAGAAGAAAAAAAUUACUAAUGAUGAUGUUCAAGAAUUUUUAGAUGCAUCAUUAGAAGAUCAUAGAAAUAUUGCAAGAAUAAGAUAUGAAUUUGUAAAAAGAUUUAACAAAGAAAUAACAGUAAAGCAAUGUGAAUUUUAUAAAAAUGCUAUACAACUUAUUGAUCCUAGUUGUACAAAUACAAGACACAAUACAUUAUCAAAAGAAGAUAAGGUUGCUAUAAAAAAUGAAAGUAAUAAAGAAGAUGAAAAUCUUGAUAAACAAUUAAUGGAUGCUGCAGAAGAAAUUAAAAAUAUAGUUCAGGAGGAACAUAAUAAUAACGUUAUUAAUAUUCAAGAAAUAAAUACAACUGAUACUGAAAGUAUACCUUCACAUGUAAAUUCAACUUUAUGUCAACUUUAUCAUGAAGAACUUCCUGAAAUGCCUUUUACUAAAGAUUCAACUUCUUUAAAAAGUCAUUCUACAGUUAUUGAAGAUUUUAAAUCUACUCCAAUUGUUAAUGAAAAGAAAGAAAUUAAAAUUACUCAUGAUUAUGAAAAUAAUAUUUCAAAGCAAAAAGAUGUUGUUGAGGAAUUUGAAAGAAAAAUAAAAGAAUCUAAGCAAACAAAUUCUUCACCAAUAAACCCAAAAAUAACAACAAAAUCAAAAAAAGAUAUUGAGAAAGAAACAACAGAACAUCAUCAUUCACAUCAUCAUAUAUCAUCUUACCUACCAAUACAUAAAGAAACACAUGUAAAACAUCAUAGUACAUCAUAUGCUGAAAGAGAUAUGUAUCAAGAUAGAAUUCCAAUUCCUGCACCUGAUUAUGAUAAUCAACCUAUACCAAUUUUUAAAUAUAAUACAUGGGAGUAUGGAAAUUUAGUUGUAGCUAAAAUAUAUUAUUCACCACGAUCAAGAGCUGAAUUAGGACUAGAAGCAGGAAAGAAAUAUUUCUUUAUGAAAGGUGGUAAUCGUGGAUGGAUAUUUUGUCGUGAUCUUGAUACAUCAAGAAGUGGUUGGUGCCCAAGCGACUUUGUAGACCUUUUUCAACGAUAG